GAGUCUAGGAAUCAUUGUCUUAUAGACGGUCCCAAUUCUGAAAUUGUCUUCAGAUUGACCUUUUAAAGUCAUAAAUCAGACCAAGUCAUUCUCCUGCUUAAAACCCUCCAAUGGCUUCUCAUGGCAUUUAAAAUAAGCCAUCAGCUCUGUACUCUGAUUUACAAAGCCCCACAUGCUCUGACUCCGUCCACUCCUCUAAGCUCACCUUUCCCUCUCUCCUCCCCGCCCACCUCACCCGCUGUCUCCAAUUCCUCAAACCUGCCAAACUCAUCCCAGCCUCACCCCUGUGCUCUGGCUCCUGUCUCUGCUAGGGGACAACUGAACAUAAUCCUGGAUUUCGGGGGAGAUAGCUAUGAAGGCAUUAUUGGGACAGUUGGGGGAUUUCAAUACGGACUGUGUAUGAGAGAAUGUUGUACCAAUGUUAAAUUUCUUGAGUGCAUUAAUACUACUGUGGUUAUGUAGGAAAGUGUCCUUGUUCUUAGGAGGUGCGUGCUGAGGUAUUUAGCGGUGAAAUAUCAUGAUGUCUGAAACUGACUUUCAAAGGAAUUGUGGCAAAAUAUCAACAAUCAGUAAAUCUGGGAGAAGGGUGUAUUAGUGUUCAUAGGAGCAUUUUUUCAACUGUCCUCUGGCUUUGAAAAUCUUCGAAAUAAAAUGGGGAAAAGAUGGACAAUUUAAAAAAAAGAAUCUUAAUCCAGGUAUCCUCAAAUUUUCAUGUGCAUUAAAAAUCAUGUAGGAAGUCUGUUAAAAUGCAGAUUCUACAGAGUCAGAAGAUCUGAGUGGAGCACUGGGAUCUGCCUUUUAACAGGCCCGCGGGUGACUCUGAGUCAGGUCCCCAGGCCACACCAUGAGAAGGGAGAUUCACUUAGCAUUCUGUGGCUGUAAGCUACUCUCCGGUUCUCCACUUGACGUGUAGCUGGUUGGAAGGGUCAGGCAGGCAGAUGGAGUUGCGAUGUUAUAAUGAGGGCAAGACUGGAGAUUGUGGACACAGUUGGGGUGGUGGUGUUGGGGGCGGAUUUUGCCUCCUUCUCUGGCUUUUGGCUUCUGGGGGGACAGAGGAGGCUCCUAGCGUCCAGGGGAAGAAUGAAAUCAGGGCUAUGAACUCCUAAUACUAGUGAUGCUUUUCUAUUUCACACACCCUAGGAUAAUACUCCUCAUCUGUAAAAAGGUGGUCAUAAUAACUAAUUUUGAAGCACCUCCCAAAUUCCAACCUUUCAUGAGCCUUGAGUCGCAGAUGUGUUCAGACUGCAGACAUGUCAUUCCAACUUCUUGCCAGAAGGUGGCAGCAAUAUAUCUCUAUAUUUUCCAGACUGACAACCAUGGGAAAGAUUUUUUUUAAGUGCCUCAGGGUUGCCUCCAGUUUAACCAACAUUUAUCUGACCUGGGUCCUGUGCUAGACACCACCAACACAAAGGCAAAUAAGACCUGAUCAUAUUAUCCGGAGGAGUGGGGAGGAAACAUGUAAACAUAUUACUGGUUUACUAUGUGUGUGACCUUGGGCAAGUUGCCAAAACUCUCUGUGCCUCAGUUUAUUCAACUGUAAAAUGGGAAUAGUAAUAGUACUAUUACUAAAUAGUACUAUUAUUAAAUCUCACAACACCCCUGAGAGGAGGUGUCAUCAUCCCUGUUUUGUAGACCAAGAAACUGAGGCUCAGAGAGGACAAGUAACUUGCCCAGGGUCACACAGCAAGUAAGUGCCCGUGGCAGCCUGAUCUCGUCUCCCAUGACCUUUCCCUCCAUUCCACCUUAGCCUCAAAUCCCACUCCCUUAGAAAUGCCCUUGGAAUCCUAUCAAGAAUCCAGUCUUUACUCUGCCAAUCUCCCACCCUCUCUUGCCCACACACCCCUCCUCAUCCAGCUUUGAGUCUGUGGCCCGUCAUCUGGUAGCACUCUUGUCAAUAACCUAAAAUUCAAUGCUCACCUGCCUGGCAAACCUCCGAAUGUGUCCAAUUGUCAUUUCUCUCCAAGUCUUCACCAGAGCAGCCGGGGCGGCAGAGGAGGAGGGGCAAUAUUAACAGUGGCCAAUCCUUCUACGGGUGGACUGUGUGCCACACACGAAGUGCUUCACAUCUUGUAACUCAUUCAAUCCUCCAGUUCUAUGAUACUGUUAUUAUCAUCCCCACUUAUGGAUAAAGAAAAUGGGGUGAAUGGAGGCUAAAUCCCUCUCCCAAACCCGGAGCAUCCCGCUAACUAAGCUGAGGGGCCGUGCUGGCACCCAGGCCGUCCGUCCAGAGUGCAUGUCUUGAUUGAUACACUAUUUGCCCAGGACAGAGAAAGGAUGCGGCCAGCAUCCCCUCCCUCCAUCAGCCGGGAGGUCCCUGCCCCCUUCCACCCUGGGUCCAGCACUACUCUCAGCCACUAGUGAGGACAAUCCAAAAGCGGUCCAGCUCCUCACUGCACUCGGGAGCUGGAAAUUAAUAACAACAACAAUAAUAUAGUAGGGAUAAUAAAAAAAUUAGCUUAUAUUUUCAGCCUUUGUUAUGUGUGUCCUAAGUAUUUUACACGUAUUUAUCCAUUUAAUCCUCCCAACAACACUAUGAGGCAGAAGCUACAAUUACCCCCUUUUACUGAAGGACAUGGAAGGACACAGUAAUGAGCCUAAAUUCAUACAAUAGAGAGUUUUGGAGUCAGACGGGAAGCUCCGCAGCUGGAUGCCAGAGCCCUGGCUCCCAACCAUGACCCUUUCCUAUCCUUCUUCCAGCCCCCAGAUCUGCCAGGCCUGGCUCUUUCUGAGUAAGGGGGGGAGUCUCUGCCUUGCCAGCAGGCCUGGUCCCCCCACUCCCAGCCCCAGCCUAACUCCCUCCACAGCUCCCAGAGCCCUGCUGAGCAGGCCCUGGUCCCCUGCCCUCUGGGGCAUCUGGGCUGGGAGCUGGGAGCUUAAACAGGGAGGGUGGGGGACACCCCACCUGGAACUCCCCAGGCCCAGGCAGGGGCCUCCACUCUCAAAGGCCCAGGAUUACCAGCAGCUCCUAUAAAGACAGGGCCUGAGCUGGUCCUCCACAGGACUUGCCUGCCUCUUCGUGUGUGGCACCAGCUCAAACUCCCAGUUUGCUUCUGGAGGACAGCAGGCAGGGGCCGGGCAGGGCCUCGGCUGGGGUCCCUGGGGCUCUAGGCCAAUGGCAGCUGGAGCUCAGAAGCCCAGGGCUGUGGCAGAAAGCACCAAGCUUUCCCCAGCCCUCUCUUACACCUGUCAAGCCCCCCACCCACAGCCUAGGCAGGACCCUCCCCCUCCACCAUCCCGGGAGUUAGGGGGGACAAGUCCUGGCUUAUCCAUCCCAUCCCUUCUCUCCUGUCCUCCUUCUUCCCAUUCCCCUGGCAACCAAACCAGACCCAUCAAGGAGAAGGACCUGGCAGCUGUGCAGGGAGAGACUAAUGGCCCGGAAGGAAGGAGGGGCCUGGAGAGAUGAAGGCGGUAGGGAAGUGAGCCGUGGGCGUUGGCCCAUCUCAGAGGCCGCACAAAGCGGGGGAGGCUCCUCUGCCCUGCAAUGCCGAGGAGCUGGCCGGCCAGGGAGCCGCCCUCCUCACCCCCUCAGCCAGAGAUCCAGCCGGACUUCCAAACAGGCAUCCCCAGUCGCCCAGCUCUCGUCCUCAGGGACAGGUCCGCCUGUCCCUGCUGGAGAGCCCUGGAGUCCCCGGCAGCAGCAGCCCCAUGGCUUCUGGAAAACCCAACAGGCCUCAGCACCCCGGCUCCUGCAGACCAUCCGAGCUGCCCCUGUCCAGUCCUGGGCAGCCUGUGCCUGUGUUCUGGAAGCCGUUUGACACGCAAAGGCCAGACAUUAGACUUCCGCUAACUCCCGGGUGGGGGAGGGUAGGAAGGGAUAUGUGGUUGUGUGUGUGUGUGUGUGUGUACACAUAGGUGUACCUAUGCAUCUGUGUGCAUGGGCUUGUGGACCUGUCCUGUGGCCUUCUCUCUCCUCUUUCAGUCCCUGGACCGUUGGGGAUGGACACCUUCUCCGUCCCCAUCUCUUCCCCAUCCAGCCCUACCCAUCCCUGGGUACCUGUAACUCCUCAAUAGUAGAAACCGGUUCCUGCCAGUCCCUCCAUCUCUCAGCCUUGGCAGCAGCUGCCACUCCUCAGCCCCCUCCCCUUCCUACCUCAGGAAUCACCCUGGUUCCUGUAAGGCCCGUGACUGAGCAGCAGUUGGUUGGGGGAAGGGAAAAGUCCAGUAAAGCCAGACAGCGUAUAACCAGCUCACUCGGCUCAGCCCCUGGCAGGGCACAGACCUUCCCAAGUGGGACCCAGAGCUGGGCCCAGUCACCCUCAGACCCCUCCCAUGUGCCCACCCUGUUGAGGUCGGGUGAAGGUCCAGGUUUGGGAGCUGUGUCUUUAAGGCUGAGACAUCAGCAGGCAACCCCCUGGCCAAAUGUCCAGGAGAGGGGGAGGGGAAAGGGCCAGUCCAUUAGCAGCAGAGCCGGCGCCAGGCAACAGCCCUCCACAGGGCCCUGGGGAUUACGGAGAGAUCAGCCCUUCCCCACCCCCUCAGCUGCCUCUGCCCUCCUGCCCCCCAUCUCGCCCUGGGUGUGGCGAUGGAGAGGGUAGCUGACAGCAGGUGAAGGCAGAGCCUAGCCUUCAGGGGACAAGUGGAGGCACAGGCUCUUGGGCCUAAACCAAGACAACUCUCCAUCCAUCUGGGCCACCUCCUCCCUACUGAUGUGCCAGAAGCCUGCCCUGUAACCUCCAGUCCUCCUAUCCCCCAAUUUUUACCAGCUCUUUCAGGCAGGGACCCCAGCUCCAGUCAGGCCCUCACAUUCUAGGCUCCUGCGCUGGAUGCUUUGCAGGAAGGCGCUGAGCCCCGGCCCCGACCCGUCUGUGGUCGUCAUCCCUGCUUUCUUCCCAGCCAACAACAGGGGGAAUCAAGCAGGCAGGGCGCCAGCAACCCGGGAGGGAGGGUGCGGUGCUUCUGCUGCUCCGCAGGGGUGGGGCGUCCCCCUCCCCACAUAGCCCCGCCAUCAGGCCAGUGGGAGGAGCUGCCCGUGCCCCCCCUGAGCCCGCAGGGCUAGCUAUAAAGCCGCCUCGCAGCGGUCUGGGUCUGCGGCUCCUUCCCAGCUCUGGACCAGCCCUGCCAGCGGUGACUGCCCAUCCUCGGCCGCCAUGAGCCACCCGUCGGGCCUCCGGGCCAGCGUCAGUUCCACCUCAUACCGCCGCACCUUCGGGCCACCGCCCUCCCUGUCCCCUGGGGCCUUCUCCUACUCGUCCAGCUCCCGCUUCUCGAGCAGCCGCUUGCUGGGCUCCGCGUCGCCCAGCUCCUCCGUGCGCUUGGGCAGCUUCCGCGGUCCGCGGGCGGGCGCGGGCGCUCUCCUGCGCUUGCCCUCGGAGCGCCUCGACUUCUCCAUGGCCGAGGCUCUCAACCAGGAGUUCCUGGCCACGCGCAGCAACGAGAAGCAAGAGCUGCAGGAGCUCAACGACCGCUUCGCCAACUUCAUCGAGAAGGUGCGCUUCCUGGAGCAGCAGAACGCGGCCUUGCGCGGGGAGCUGAGCCAGGCCCGCGGCCAGGAGCAGGCGCGCGCCGACCAGCUGUGCCAGCAGGAGCUGCGCGAGCUGCGGAGGGAGCUGGAGCUGCUGGGCCGCGAGCGCGACCGGGUGCAGGUGGAGCGCGACGGGCUGGCGGAGGAUCUGGCGGCGCUCAAGCAGAGGCUGGAGGAGGAGACGCGCAAGCGGGAGGACGCGGAGCACAACCUCGUGCUCUUUCGCAAGGACGUGGACGACGCCACCCUGUCCCGCCUGGAGUUAGAGCGCAAGAUUGAGUCUCUGAUGGAUGAGAUUGAGUUCCUCAAGAAGCUGCACGAGGAGGAGCUGCGAGACCUGCAGGUGAGCGUGGAGAGCCAGCAGGUGCAGCAGGUCGAGGUGGAGGCGACCGUGAAGCCGGAGCUGACGGCGGCGCUGAGGGACAUCCGAGCGCAGUACGAGAGCAUCGCGGCGAAGAACCUGCAGGAGGCAGAGGAGUGGUACAAGUCCAAGUAUGCGGACCUGUCCGACGCUGCCAACCGGAACCACGAGGCCCUGCGCCAGGCCAAGCAGGAGAUGAACGAGUCCCGACGCCAGAUCCAGAGCCUGACGUGCGAGGUGGACGGGCUGCGCGGCACCAACGAGGCGCUGCUCAGACAGCUGCGGGAGCUGGAGGAGCAGUUUGCCCUGGAGGCCGGGGGGUACCAGGCGGGCGCCGCGCGCCUCGAGGAAGAGCUGCGGCAGCUAAAGGAGGAGAUGGCGCGGCACCUGCGCGAGUACCAGGAGCUCCUCAACGUCAAGAUGGCCCUGGACAUCGAGAUCGCCACCUACCGGAAGCUGCUGGAGGGCGAGGAGAGCCGGAUCUCCGUGCCAGUCCAUUCCUUUGCAUCCUUAAGUAUAAAGACGACUGUGCCUGAGGUGGAACCUCCCCAGGACAGCCGGAAGAUGGUUCUCAUCAAGACCAUUGAGACCCGGAAUGGGGAGCAGGUGGUGACAGAGUCCCAGAAGGAGCAGCGUAGUGAGCUGGACAAGUCUUCUACUCACAGCUACUGAACCCGUUGGUCCAGAGCUCCCUGACCCUUCCCUAGGCCUCCUCUAAGCCUGAACCCUGACGCCAGUCCUGAAUUAGUCUCCUCUCCCUCUGCAUGUGUCUUGGGGAUGACACCAGUCACCCCUUCCCUGGCCAAGCCCUACCCAGCAGCUGUAGCUGGGCCUGUCCCUGCCCUGACACAUAGACAUGAUCUAUAUGUACCCCUUUUCUCAUCCUGGUAAGACGCCAAUGAUCCCUAGGACUAGUGUGCCCCUGACAUGACCCCAUGAUCAUGCGUGGGCCAGCAUCUGAGUGUCACUUUUGAAUCAAAUAAAACUGCUGUCAAGAGAA
This is a messenger RNA of Equus caballus (horse), 6822 nucleotides long. RefSeq names its product peripherin (gene PRPH). Lineage: Eukaryota; Metazoa; Chordata; Mammalia; Perissodactyla; Equidae. Gene Ontology annotation, biological process: intermediate filament organization. Gene Ontology annotation, cellular component: plasma membrane; cytoplasm; type III intermediate filament. Gene Ontology annotation, molecular function: structural constituent of cytoskeleton. The record is from RefSeq and is a predicted model, not a curated record.